Messenger RNA from Folsomia candida, 1638 nucleotides. RefSeq lists its product as uncharacterized. The coding region runs from base 146 to 814 and encodes 222 amino acids. The transcript has a single exon. The record is from RefSeq and is a predicted model, not a curated record. NCBI's taxonomy places the organism in Eukaryota, Metazoa, Arthropoda, Collembola, Entomobryomorpha, Isotomidae. Gene Ontology annotation, molecular function: protein binding.
CGGUACGACGAGGCGGAAAAUGAGGCCAAGCAACUAAUCACCAAGUGCCAAACUGCCAACGACAAAAUGCUUGAAAUGAUGGUUACACAAGUGUUAGCAUUUAUUAUUGGCAGAAAAGGUGACCUCCUGGGCAGCCUGGAGAAGCAUGAGGAAGUAUGGAAUUGGCGAAAAAAACAAUUUACGAGUCGUCAUGAACAAACAGUUGCAUCAUUGCAUAAUUAUAGGACAAUGCAAGUACGAGCUAGGAGAGUAUGACGACGCAAUCAACAUCUUUAAUAAUAUUUUAGAAGAUUUUCUCGAAUUUCGAACACAUCCUGACAAUUUGAGAUCGAGGUAUUGGCUAAUUAUGUGUAAAUUCCGAAAGGAUGAUUCUGUAGAUAGAGUUCCCAUUUUACGGAGUUGUGUUGACGAAUUGGAGAACAUUAUUAAGACCCAAAAGGAAUUAGGAUGGGAUGAUCGGCAUCCAGACCUUGAGGAAGCUGUUAAGAGUAAACUUAUGAUUGUGGAAGAGAUAGAGGCAAUGGGUCCAUGGGGCGGUUCGUCUGUAUCCAUCGAGAUAUCUAACGUUCCUCAGGAGCAGAUGGUGACACCCGUUCGCCCGAACGUUGUCAUCAACGUUCCUGUCGAAAACGUUGGUAUCAACGGUGACGUCGUACAAGGUGACUGUUGCCAGAGAAUGUCGUCAUGCAUUUCUUGUUUCUCAAAUCGAAGGUGUUCUUGGCCAUGGUUAAUAUUGCUAAUCGUUUUCCUGUUGGUCUGUGUAGGUUUGUGUCUGUACUUUUUCGUUUUCAAAACCCCAAAACACAGCACAUAACAAAUUUCUUGAAACAGAACACACCUACUGGAGAUUUUAAAAAUUAGCAAUGCUUAUUUUUGGCAACUACAUAAUUGGGUUAUUCUCGUAACUUACCUUGCUUAGUCGGUACUUUUGCUUCUUUUGAGGGACUCAUAAUGGACGGAUUUCAGCAUAUGCUCGCAGAUUUGGAUCAAAUUAGUGUCAAUCAAUUAUAAAUAUAAUUAGUAUGAAAUUGGCAAAUGGCACUAUCUGCCAGUGCGCAGGUUGAGCGUAGAUAUUUACAUCCAAAGUGCGAAAAAUGUCAAGCAAAUUUUACAAAUGAAAAAUUUGAUGGCAUUGGGAGGGCGUUUUCUCCUCUUUUUAUGCAAAUAUCUCCGCUGACGUUGAGCAGUGGGAGAUAGUUCUAUUUGCAAAUGUCAUCCUAAUUAUAUUUGUGAUCGAUUAACGCUAAUUUGGUCCAAAUCUGUGAGCAUAGGCUGAGAGACGUCGAUUGUGAGUAUUAUAAAUUGGUAUAGAUCGGUUUUUCCUAAAGAUUGUUACAUAUAAUUUUAAAUUCACUAAACACUAAGGUUCCCUGAGGUUCAUUGGCACAUAGAUGUGUUUACGCAAAUUUUACGACUAGGGUACAAAACUUGAAACUUUUGAGUACUGAACAAAUACUAAUAAUUGAAAUAAUACAAGUACUAGUACAAGUGCUAAUAGAAAUAAUACUAAUACAAAUACAAAUAAUACAUGUAUUAAAAUUUUGAGCGAUUAAUUACACAAAAUUGAAGAUUAGUUCAAUAAUUACUGCUAAAAAAUUAGACUUAUAUAAUUUGAAACUAGAUAAUAAAAACAUGUUU